Amphimedon queenslandica is the source of this 2681-nucleotide messenger RNA. RefSeq lists its product as uncharacterized. Gene Ontology annotation, molecular function: nucleic acid binding. Gene Ontology annotation, biological process: DNA integration. The record is from RefSeq and is a predicted model, not a curated record. Lineage: Eukaryota; Metazoa; Porifera; Demospongiae; Haplosclerida; Niphatidae. The transcript has a single exon. The annotation marks the transcript as partial.
AGAAGUCAAAGACGCUGUUUAAGGAGGGUGGGUUUAAUCUACGCAAAUUUGUUACUAAUUCUGAGAGUCUAAGAGUCAAGAUUAAGGAGCAUCAAAAGUCAAGUACUAGUACUAAUGAACAAGACAUGUCUGAUACUGAUACUACUUUGAGAAAGGAUCAAAGUGACACAGAAAGAGAAAGGGAGCAUAAGGUCUUGGGAGUGUUGUGGGAUCCAAUGAGGGAUGAGAUUAUUGUAGGAUUUGGAGAAAUAGCCUUAGAAGCGCACUCUGUGAAUCCAACCAAGAGAUCUAUUGUUAGCAUUGUAGGGAAAUUCUAUGAUCCCUUGGGUAUCCUAUCUCCAGUGAUAAUCAGAUUCAAGAUUUUGUUUCAAGAGCUUUGUAGAGAAAAGAGGGAUUGGGAUGAACCAAUCACUGGACCCCUUCUGACUCGAUGGCACAUGUUGAUUAAUGAUUUGAAAGCGAGUGAGUCUGUGAGAAUCAAAAGAUGCGUGAGUGAACAACAGGGAAUGUGUGAAUUGAUUGGAUUUUGUGAUGCAUCUAUGGCUGCCUAUGCAGCAGUAGUGUAUCUUAAGGAUGGUAAUGGAGUGGUGAGAGUAAUAGCUGCAAAAACGCGAGUAGCUCCACUCAAGACUCAAUCAGUACCAAGAUUGGAACUUCUGGCUGCCUUGUUAUUGUCACGGUUAAUAGAGAAUGUGCUUGAGAGUGUGAGUAUGGUGCUUGCGAUAUCACGUGUCACGUGUUACACUGACUCUCAGAUUGUAUGGCAUUGGAUCAGAGGAGAGGACAAGUCAUGGAAACCUUUUGUCCAGAAGAGGGUGAAAGAAAUUCGACAGCAUACGUCUAUACAAUCUUGGAAACACUGCGCAGGCGCGAGCAAUCCAGCUGAUAUCCCAUCCAGAGGAAUUGCAAUAAUGGAGUUGUCAGAAAGCAAUGUCUGGUGGAAUGGACCUGAGUGGUUGGGAGCAGAAGCAACAGAUGAGACUGAAGUACCCAUGCCUAAAAAAUGCAUGGAGGAAUUGAGAGUUAAAGAUUGCGAAACGAGUCACGGAUUAACGGCGAAUAGUGAACAAAGAGGGCUGAUUAAGAUCAUUAGCAUUGAACGAUUCAGUAGUAUUAAGAAAUUGUUGCGCGUCACAGCUUAUGUUUUUAGGUUUAUCAAUCGAUUGAGAGGAGCGGAGUGUGGCAAUAUAAUUACUGCCUCUGAGAUGAACGAUGCAGAAAUGUUAUGGAUUAAAGAGAUACAAGAAUCAAGUCCAGAGAUGAGAAAAUGGAAAGAACAGUAUGGAGCCUUUAAAGACCAGCAGGGAAUCUGGAGAUGUGGGGGCAGAAUUGAUAAUGCAGAGGUGACAUUUGAAGUAAAACACCCCAUACUACUACCUAAUCGGCAUUACUUUACAAAACUAGUAGUAAAGAGGGCACAUGAGAGACUAAUGCAUAGUGGGGUCAAAGAAACCCUUACUGAAUUGAGAAGUAAAUAUUGGGUUCCAAGAGGGAGAUCAUUGGUUAGACUAUUUAUUCAUUAUUGUGUAUUGUGUAGAAAGUUUAGAGCAUUGCCUUACAAGGCCCCAUUACCACCUCCUCUCCCAGAUUUCAGAGUAAAAGAAUGUCAACCUUUUAUGUUUACAGGAGUUGACUAUGCAGGGCCUUUACACUUAAGGGAGGGUAAAAGCACUCAAAAGGUUUGGAUAUGUCUGUUUACCUGUGCUGUAAUAAGAGCAGUACAUUUAGAUGUAGUGCCUAAUUUGUCCUCUAAGUCUUUUGUUAGGUGUUUUAAAAGGUUUUCAGCCAGACGUGGUCUCCCAGAGAAGAUCAUCUCAGACAACGGUACUACAUUUAAAGGAGCAUCAAAAACAGUACAAAGAAUAAUGAAGGAACAGGAAGUGCGAGAAUACCUCACUGAUAAAGGAAUUGCCUGGACAUUUAACAUAGAAAAGGCCCCUUGGUGGGGAGGAUUCUUUGAAAGAAUGAUUCAAAUGAUGAAACGUUGUGUCAGGAAGAUUAUUGGUCGUGCAGUUCUAACUUACGAAGAAUUAUUGACCGUUAUUGCAGAGGUAGAGCUGAUUAUUAAUUCUAGACCACUUACCUACCUGACAGCAUCUGAUACAGAAGAGCCAUUAACUCCAUCCCACUUACUGACUGGACGUAGGAUAAUGAGCUUGCCAGAUCAUCUGUCAUAUCAUUCGGAUGAGAGUUAUGAGCUUAAUCCUGACCCCAUUUUACUCAAUAAGCAUAUGAAGUUCUUGAAUACUACCGUGAACAGAUUCUGGAGUAGAUGGAAGAAGGAGUAUCUUCUGGAGUUAAGGGAAAUUCACAAGAAUACAAGGGCAAGAAAGAUCACUCCAAUCUCAGAAGGAGACAUAGUUAUUGUCCAUUCUGAAGACUUACCACGAGCUUUCUGGAGAUUGGGAAAAAUUGAGAAACUCUUCAGUGGUAGGGAUGGAAAUAUCCGAGGAGCGUCGGUACGUGUGCAUGGAAGGGAUGGAUCGACCUUACUAAGACGCCCUAUACAGUUGUUAUAUCCACUGGAGAUUGUUCACAGGUCAAACUCACAAAGUACAGAAAUCCUACCGAGUCCAUCACCUACACAACCAGAGCAUGCAGAGUUGGGAGAAACGAGACCACAACGAUCAGGAGCAAGAGAUGCACGAGCCAGAAUUGUUGCUCAAACAUUGAAUGAUUAA